Molecule: messenger RNA, 1374 nt
Organism: Pyricularia oryzae 70-15
Lineage: Eukaryota; Fungi; Ascomycota; Sordariomycetes; Magnaporthales; Pyriculariaceae
Product: COP9 signalosome complex subunit 7a
Exons: 3
Coding region: 173-1033 (286 amino acids)
Cellular component (GO): COP9 signalosome
Source: RefSeq, a predicted model, not a curated record
GCGACCCCACAACGGCUGCUCCUGCCGGGACAAUGCUGAUGACGGCAGUCAAUGUUAUCCAUCCAAGGGAGGAUCAGAUAGUGGUUCUGAACGACGGGUUGCCAGUCUAACACUUCAAGCAGGUGAUCGAUACAGCUUUGAGCCCCCAAACUAAGCUCACGGUGAGCACAAGAUGGAGCAAGCAAAGGCUCUCAACGCGUUGGAGCCCUUCCUUGCCCUCUCCAAGGCGGCAACAGCACCGCGAGCAGCAGCCGAUCUCGUUCUUCAAGCAACAUCGGCACCGAAUACCUUCAUAUUUACGGAACUUCUGGCUCAGCCAGAGAUACAGGCCCUCGUCACGUCUGCCGACUACUCUCCCGCCCUCACAGUCCUACAGGUCUUCAGUUACGGCACAUGGGCUACCUACGCCCAAACACCCGGCCUACCGCCGCUGAAUGAUGCCCAGGCCCUCAAGCUUCGCCAGCUGUCGCUACUCACAAUGGCUCGUGAUAAGGAUGCGCUGAAGUACGACGUUUUGAUGAGUGGCCUGCAACUUCAAACAAAAAGCGAACUCGAGAGCCUCGUUGUCAGCGCCGUCUACGCAGGUCUCAUCACCGCAAAGCUGGAUCCAGCUCACGGAAUCGUGCGUGUCUCAUCCGUCUCGCCCCUCCGGGAUCUCGCACCAGGAACUGUUCCAGACCUUAUCAAUGAGCUUCACCAGUGGUAUGACAGAUGCAGAUCCGCACUUGACGAUCUCGAUGCAGAGAUUGCCACAAUUCGACAGACCGCAGCGACAAGAGUCACAGAGAAAUCAGAAUGGGACUCGAAGAUGCAACGUUUAAUUGAAGAUGAGAAAAAUGCGACCGAUAGCGGCGGCGGCGGAACUAGCUCAUCUAGAAAACUUCCUACGGGCCUGGGUUCGGGCCGGCGUUUGGGGUUUGGUAAGCGAGCGAAUGUGGGUAGCAUGGCAGAUGCUGGCGACGAGGCAAUGGACGUGGAUACAGAUGAUGACGACUCCAACACCAAGAAGAGGUCGAGUCGAAGAAAGCUUUGAUAUAGGAAGAAUAUGCCAUGCGUUACGAAUACUCCGGUACUUUUUGUAGCUACAUAACCACUUGUGCGAACACAUGCGAGAUAGCUAGGCUUCCGGAUUAAUACCCAUGGAUGAAAGCUGCCCACAGUUAGCCUUGGGAUGAACAGGAAAGUUUAGAGGCAGAGGCGCAGCUUAUAUUUCAACUGUUGCAGCAAGCCAUGUAUUUCAAGCCCAUCACGCACGAGUGCUCCAUCGGACGUUGACAGUGAAGACACCCUCAUUAAAAGUCUAAUCGCGAUGAUACAAUAUAUGACCAAACGUUGCCCAGUUGCACAAACCCCAAAGGUAUCCUGAGUAGCCCU